UUUUCAGUUAAUAAUAUCCCCCGAGCUUCAAAGCGCAGCCAGUGACAGUCAUCUGUCUGGACGCGCUGGGUGGAUGCGGGGGGCUCCUGGGAACUGGGUUGGAGCCGAGCUAGCGCUAGCCAGGCGCAAGCGCGCACAGACUGCAACCACCCGAGGACCACCCCCCAGGCCACCCGGAGACCCCCGCUCAGAAUCGCCUCUGGAUCCCCGGCAGCCGGCGGGAGAUGAUGAAGAUGACGAAGAGGAAGACGAGGAGGAGGAAAUUGACGUGGUGACCGUGGAGAAGCGAAGGUCCUCCUCCAACAGCAAGGCCGUCACGACCUUCACCAUCACCGUGCGGCCCAAGAACGCAGCCCCGGGCCCGGGGAGGGCCCAGUCCGGGGAGCUGAUUCUCAAGCGCUGCGUCCCCAUCCACCAGCAGCACAACUACGCCGCCCCCUCCCCCUACGUGGAGAGCGAGGAUGUGCCGCCCCAGAAGAAGAUCAAGAGCGAAGCAUCGCCCCGCCCCCUCAAGAGCGUCAUCCCCCCGAAGGCUAAGAGCUUGAGUCCCCGCAACUCUGACUCGGAGGACAGCGAGCGCCGCCGGAACCACAACAUUCUGGAACGCCAGCGCCGCAAUGACCUGCGGUCCAGCUUCCUGACGCUCAGGGACCACGUGCCAGAGCUGGUGAAGAACGAGAAGGCCGCCAAGGUGGUCAUUUUGAAAAAAGCCACCGAGUACGUCCACUCCCUCCAGGCCGAGGAGCAUCAGCUUUUGCUGGAGAAGGAGAAGUUGCAGGCAAGACAGCAGCAGUUGCUAAAGAAAAUUGAACACGCUCGGACUUGCUAAACGUUUCUCGAAACUGGACAGUCACUCUGCCACUUUGCACAUUUUGAUUUUUUUUUUUUUUUUAAACAAACAUUGUGUUGACAUUAAGAAUGUGGGUUUACUUUCAAAUCGGUCCCCCUCCCCGUCGAGUUUGGAUCUGGGUGGGGAGCAGGACAUGUGGGGUUCUGCCGGGACCUCGGGAGAGGGCCCGCAUGAUGGGAUGCUGGGUGGCCCUUGCAGUUUUCCUCCAUGUCACCUCCGAGACCGCGGUCGAAGUUCGUGACAGUUGGGAGCCUCUGGGCUGUUGAAGUCACCUUGUUUGUUCCAAGUUUCCAAACAACGGAAAGUCAUUCCUUCUUUUUUAAAAUGGUGCUUAAGUUCCAGCAGACGGUCACGUAAGGGGUUUGCCAUUUGAUAACCCCUGGGGAACAUUUCUGUAAAUACCAUUGACACACCCGCCUUUUGUAUACGUCCUGGGUAAUGAGAGGUGGCUUUUGCGGCCAGUAUUAGACUGGAAGUUCAUACCUAAGUACUGUAAUACCUCAAUGUUUGAGGAGCAUGUUUUGUAUACAAAUAUAUUGUUAAUCUCUGUUAUGUACUGUACUAAUUCUUACACGGCCUGUAUACUUUAGUAUGAUGCUGAUACAUAACUAAAUUUGAUACUUAUAUUUUCGUAUGAAAAUGAGUUGUGAAAGUUUUGAGUAGAUAUUACUUUAUCACUUUUUGAACUAAGAAACUUUUGUAAAGAAAUUUACUAUAUAUAUAUGCCUUUUUCCUAGCCUGUUUCUUCCUGUUAAUGUAUUUGUUCAUGUUUGGUUCAUAGAACUGGGUAAAUGCAAAGUUCUGUGUUUAAGUUCUUCAAAAUGUAUAUAUUUAGUGCUGCAUCUUAUAGCACUUUGAAAUACCUCAUGUUUAUGAAAAUAAAUAGCAAUUAAAUGA
This is a messenger RNA of Panthera uncia (snow leopard), 1747 nucleotides long. RefSeq names its product MYCN proto-oncogene, bHLH transcription factor (gene MYCN). The record is from RefSeq and is a predicted model, not a curated record. Gene Ontology annotation, molecular function: protein dimerization activity; RNA polymerase II cis-regulatory region sequence-specific DNA binding; DNA-binding transcription factor activity, RNA polymerase II-specific. Gene Ontology annotation, biological process: regulation of transcription by RNA polymerase II. NCBI's taxonomy places the organism in Eukaryota, Metazoa, Chordata, Mammalia, Carnivora, Felidae.